This is a messenger RNA of Tachysurus fulvidraco (yellow catfish), 2630 nucleotides long. It is a transcript of the gene reep3b, whose product is annotated as receptor accessory protein 3b. NCBI's taxonomy places the organism in Eukaryota, Metazoa, Chordata, Actinopteri, Siluriformes, Bagridae. Gene Ontology annotation, cellular component: cytoplasmic microtubule; endoplasmic reticulum tubular network; endoplasmic reticulum membrane. The record is from RefSeq and is a predicted model, not a curated record. The coding region runs from base 295 to 1086 and encodes 263 amino acids. The transcript is spliced from 8 exons. Gene Ontology annotation, molecular function: microtubule binding. Gene Ontology annotation, biological process: endoplasmic reticulum tubular network organization.
GUAACGUCGGGGACGCGGCUAGCUGGCGUGAACGCGCACCUUGCUGCGCGAGCUGUUCCGCCCCGAUCAGUGUCUCUGGAGAAAGCGCUCGAGGAGCCGUAAACAAACCGUGUUAUUUAUAGUCACUUACGUGUUUUUUUUUAAAUGGCGGUGGUUUAUAAAAUAUAAUGUAUCACACGAGUUGAACAUUAUUUGCUGAGCUAGUUGUAGAGCUUUAAUUCGCGGUAGGUGCUAGCAUAGAGCUAACAGCUAACACCUAAGGAUCCUGGCCUUUUCAUGCCCUGCUGACGGAACAUGGUGUCGUGGAUCAUCUCGAGGGCCGUCGUCCUGCUGUUUGGAACCUUGUAUCCAGCGUACUACUCUUAUAAAGCAGUGAAAACCAAAAAUGUCAAAGAAUAUGUCCGCUGGAUGAUGUACUGGAUCGUGUUUGCACUUUACACGGUAGCAGAAACCAUUGCAGACCUCACCGUAGCCUGGUUUCCCCUCUAUUAUGAAAUCAAGAUUGCCUGUGUGAUCUGGCUCGUGUCUCCCUACACCAGAGGAGCCAGUUUAAUCUACAGAAAGAUCCUACAUCCUUUACUAACUUCGAGAGAAAGGGAAAUCGAUGACUACAUUGUUCAAGCUAAAGAGCGCAGCUAUGAAACAAUGCUUCACUUCGGCAAGCAGGGCCUAAGUAUAGCAGCUACUGCAGCUGUCUCUGCAGCUGUCAAGGGCCAGGGCGCCAUCACGGAGAAGCUGAGAAGUUUCAGCAUGGCCGACCUCACCCAGAUCCCACAUGAUGAUGGAGAAGGCGAGCAGUACUCGUCCUACACGAGCUCCAAUCCAGCCAGAAGAGCAAUAGCCUCCUCCCUGCACGACGGAACCGAUUAUUAUUAUGAAGAUGCUGAUGAGGAAAGAGUCGAAGAUGAGAAUGAGGCUGUUUUCUCUGAAGAUGAAGCCGUGACUCAACGCGGCCUCCGGCGAUCUCAAAGCACCAAAGUCACACGCUCCAAACUCCGCAAAGAUCCUCGUUAUGGAUCUCUGAAGAUUAAAGGCAGACGGAGACCUGCACUGAACACAGUCACUUAUACCAGCCCUGACCAGUGACGACUGACGCUAAAGAUCUUUGUCUAAAGAAACAUAAUGUGUAAAUAUUCUCCUCUCCUUAGUGGCUGUGGGUCUUUCAUCAUUCAUGCCAAAAUCCAGUAGGUUUUUAAUGCAUCAACACUAUUUAUUUCUGAACUUCAGAGUUAGCCAAACAAAAAACACAAUUUUCUCUCAGAAUGUUCUGGCAAAUGUACAAGCUUGUGUGUUUUGUGUUUGAUGUAGACAUUAUUUCAUGAUGUAGCCCAGGGGUGUCCAGUCUUAUCCACCAAGGCCCAUAUGGGUGCAGGUUUUAUACCAACCAACCUGGAGCCAGGCUUGAUUUCACCUGUUUAAUAAGUUGAUAUUGACUUUGUUACUGAUGUGUGGCUUCUGCUUGUGUGGGAUGAGAUCCUGCACCCACUUGUGCGUUGUGGACGACUUCCUGCAGCCCUGAUGUGCCCCAGUCUGAAAUUUCAAGUUCAGUUUGGCUUUUAGUAUUUACAAUUCUAUUACUGUGUUUUUUAAAGUGUUCAAAGCUAAAGGUGUAUGCCUUUGGAGGUGGGGUUUUAUACUACCGUAUUGUUUGUAUGUUUCUUAUGCUGCCUUUUGUGCCUUUUUAGAUUUUUCCAGUUUGCUGAUUAGAUAAAUCAUUGUCAUACCAACACACUUGAAUAAAAUCAGACCAAAAGUGUCAUUUAAUAGUAAUAGAAAACAUAAGAGAGUAAAAUCAGUGAAAAGGUAGAAAUUAUGAUCAAUAUUGGUGAAUUUUAUAAAGUCUAUUAAACAUCUUUUGCACAUUUAACAAUUUUGUACGUCAUCUCAAUGCAGAAAGUGUUCUUGACUGGGAAAAAGACCACAUGCUGUAAUACCAAAGGGAUUUAAUCUACUGAGCUUAAACCUAGUUUGUAGGAAUGAAUUUUUUGAAUGAAUUUAAAUUUUCCAUUCUGAAUUAAUGUCCUGGUGCAAACUGAAUAAAUUUGUGUCCCAUUCUGUAAAGGCUAAGAGCAUGUAAUCUCCCCCCAGUGGGGCAGUAGAUGUCCUGUGUGUAGUAGAGAGGCUCGUGAUUUAAUCAGAAUUAAUGGAGGGAUUAAACAGAAUGCAGACAUCAGAUCAGCUCUUAGCUACAGAGGCAGACUGACAGGAAGAGCCUCAGAGCCCCCCAAACACCCCACCCCAUGGGCUGCCACUUGUCUGAUGAGGAUUAAUCAGAGAUGUGUGUAUUCUCUCCUGACCAUCGCAGCUCACUGCACCAGGCCUGUGUGUGAUUAUAUAUACAUUAUAAAGGCUCACUGUUACUUUGGGUCCGAAUAUACCGAAAUAUGAAACUAUAAAAAUGUAAUAUUUUAAGAUAAAUAAUGUACUGUGUGUUAUGUUCAAUUGAAACAAAAUGGAUUGACAAUGUCAUUGGUAGUGAACAGCCUGUGACUAGUCUGUAGUUUUUGUGCUCUUCUCUGACGGAAGGCUUGCGAAUGUCUAAAGGAUGAUCUCGUCUUUUCUCUGGUUUCUAUCACUGUACUGCAGCAGCUAUAUGUGGUUGAAAUAACAAUAAAAACUCUUGACUCGUA